Messenger RNA from Camellia sinensis, 903 nucleotides. The record is from RefSeq and is a predicted model, not a curated record. Lineage: Eukaryota; Viridiplantae; Streptophyta; Magnoliopsida; Ericales; Theaceae.
GAGAAACAAAGCAAUGUCUACAGCAGUGAACCAUCUCUUUGACCUUCAAGAACAGAUUUGCUAUGUACAAUGUGGUUAUUGUACCACCAUUUUACUGGUAAUAUAUGCACAGUAUUAGCAUUGGAAGCUAUAUAGAGCAUUAACCAUUGAUACCUCUCUUCAUUAACACCUCUUUAUGUUUUAUGCAUUCUAUGAUCUGUUUACUCUCAUCUUUAUCUUUUAUCUUUUAUCUUUUUUUGUUUGACAUUAUUUUUAUUUUCAAAACUCAGGUAAGUGUUCCAUGUAGCAGUCUGUCAAUGGUGGUCACAGUCCGAUGCGGCCACUGCACCAGCCUCCUCUCUGUGAACAUGAUGAAAGCCUCUUUUGUCCCUCUCCAUCUUUUUGCUAAUUCUCUCAACCAAGAUAAUGAGCCAAAAGAAGAAAUUAUCCCUCAAGAAGCAGAAACUCAAAAGGUUUUGGACAAGAGGAGCCCAUCCCUCGUCAUCUCAUCGGAUGAUGACGAAGAAGAAGAAGAUGCAGUUCUGGUGAAUCAUGUCGUCAAUAAACCCCCAGAGAAGAGGCAAAGAGCUCCAUCAGCUUACAACAACUUCAUCAAAGAAGAAAUCAGAAGGCUCAAGGCCAAGUAUCCCAACAUGACUCACAAGGAAGCAUUCAGUGCAGCUGCAAAAAAUUGGGCCCAUUUCCCACCAAUUCAGUACAAAAGAGAUGGAGAAAGCUGUGGGCAGGGAGCUGAGAGAAAGAUGCCAAGGACCUCAGAUGUUGGAGAGGUCCAUGUAGAAGGCAAUGGUUUCCGUGAAAGAAAGGCUUCAAGGCAUUCCAUAUGGACAAAGACACCCUUUGAGUAAAAUAAAGAGAGCUCAUCAAUAUUAUGUUUCUCUUUUUAAGUUAGGUGUUUUUAGGGUU